AUGUAAUUUUCAAAUUUUUAUUAGAUUUACUUAAAUAUAAUAGUUGUUGGAGAAACAGGUUUAGGAAAAUCAACUUUCAUAGAUUUUUUUUUGAAAAAAUAUAAAAUUUCCUCUAUAAAAUAAAAAACAACAUAAAUUAAGAAAAAAGUUGCUUAAAAAAAAGAAGGAAAAUAAAAUUUAAUACUUAAAUUUAUUGAUACUCCUGGAUAUUAAAAGAACGAUAAUUUAUAGCAAUGGGUUCAAAACAUAUAAUCUUAUAUCAUAAAAAGGGUAUAUAAAUAUACUUUUAAUAUUUAAUUAUAAUUUUUUAAAAAAUAAAAUAAAUAAUAAUAUUUUCAUUUUUUGUUCAUUAAAUAAUUUAUUUAUUAAAAGAUACAUUGUUGUUUAUAUUUUUUAUCAGGUCCUAGAAUAAGCUAAUAAGAUAUUUAAAAUAUGAAACAGUUAGAAAAAAUAGUAAAUAUAAUACCAAUUUUAUCAAAAGGAGAUUCAUAUACAACAUCAGAGGUUAUUUAAAUUAAGAAAUCAUUAUUAAAUGAUGCAAGCAAUUAUAAACUAAAUUGGUUUAAUUAUAAAAUACAAAAAGAAUUAUUGUAAGGGCCUUUUGGAUAAUCCCCUCCAUUUCUAGUAAUAUCAUCAAUUUAAAGUAUAAAAACAAAUAAAAAUGAAACAAUAUAUGGAAGAUCAUAUCCUUGGGGAAUAUGUAAUAUAGAAAAUCCAUAGCAUUCAGACUUCAUAUUAUUAUAUCACUAUUUGAUUGGAUAUUUUACACUUGAAUUGAUAAAAAAUACUGAAAAGUUGUAUAAAAAUUAUAGGAAAACAUAAAAAUAAAAUAAAAUUGAAAAAAAAAAUUGUGAUGUUAUAACAAACUAAGUUAUUAAAUAUUGUGGUGGAAUAUUAACGUUAACAUUAAUUGGCUUAAGUUAAUAUCAAUAAUUUUAGAAGAAAUAAUGA
This is a messenger RNA of Ichthyophthirius multifiliis, 951 nucleotides long. RefSeq lists its product as hypothetical. Gene Ontology annotation, molecular function: GTP binding; molecular adaptor activity; GTPase activity. Gene Ontology annotation, biological process: cytoskeleton-dependent cytokinesis. The record is from RefSeq and is a predicted model, not a curated record. Gene Ontology annotation, cellular component: cell division site; microtubule cytoskeleton; septin complex. The transcript is spliced from 4 exons. NCBI's taxonomy places the organism in Eukaryota, Ciliophora, Oligohymenophorea, Hymenostomatida.